Molecule: messenger RNA, 452 nt
Organism: Saccoglossus kowalevskii
Lineage: Eukaryota; Metazoa; Hemichordata; Enteropneusta; Harrimaniidae
Product: trophinin-like
Source: RefSeq, a predicted model, not a curated record
AGACAAACUAUCUGAUCCUUCUUACUUUGGAGACACCAGCUGGUCCUUCUUACUUUGGAGACACACUGUCUGGACCUUCUUACUUUGGAGACACACUGUCUGAUCCUUCUUACUUUGGAGACACACUGUCUGGUCCUCCUUACUUUGGAGACACACUAUCUGAUCCUUCUUACUUUGGAGACGCACUAUCUGACACACUGUCUGGUCCUUCUUACUUUGGAGACACACUAUCUGAUCCUUCUUACUUUGGAGACACACUAUCUGAUCCUUCUUAUAUUGGAGACACACUGUCUGGUCCUCCUCACAUCAGAGACACACUAUCUGGUCCUUCUUACUUUGGAGACACACUAUCUGGUCCUUCUUACUUUGGAGACACACUAUCUGGUCCUUCUUACUUUGGAGACACACUAUCUGGUCCUCACAUCGAAGACACACUAUCUGAUCCUUCUUAA